AUGGAUCCAUCUGCUCCGCUGCCUCCCUUGCUCCUGCUGCCACCGCUCCCUCCUCUCGUCUCUUAUUAUACUCGCCGUCGCACUGCUCGCCGACCGCUUCUCCCUCCCGCCCCACGUGACCCGAAAAAUUUCUCGGAAAAGAAAAAAAAGCGCUCGAGGCCUGAAAUUUUCUGCCAGACGCAUUGGAUAUAUAGAGGGCCCAGGACCGCGAUCUGGUCGUGGGAGUCCGUCGAGAGCGGCGGUCGAGCAGACAUGAGCGAGAGCGGUGCGUUUGCGCGGAUCAGGAGGCGCGGCGCCGGCAUGGUGCGCCGGGUGCCGGGGUCCGGGAUCAUCGGCAAUAACAAGUGCUAUAAUUACUUGGUCGGCGUGUGGGGCAGCCGGCGGCUGCGGAAGCGGGGUAGAAAGGUUGUCCGGGACACGCAGCCCGUGCUCGAGAGCAGCGACUCGUUCUCGGACACGAGCACGCUGGUCAACAGCAGCGGCAGCUCGCGGUCGAGCACCUUCGGUGCGUCGACCGCUACGCUGCUCGACGACGAGUGGGUCGGCGGCUGCGUGGAGUCGAAAGAGCUGCGGGCGGUCGAGGAAGAGGUCUGCGUCGACGUGCGGGAGUUUGUGCGCGCGUUCAACCACACGCGCGCACACGAGCUGGGCCGCGAGCGCCACCUGCACUACUACCAGCUGCCGUUCCCCUGGCGCGAGAACCGGUACAUCAUCCACGGAUACCGGUUCUACGACUCGCACGCCAAGUCGCUGCUGUCGGUGGUCAACUGGUACGGCUGGCACAACGAGACGUGGAACAUCUGGACUCAUCUUGCCGGUGCGGGGUAUCUGGUGUAUCUUGGGGCGCGCGACUUCCCGCGGUCGGAGGUGUGGCGGUCCGCGGAGGUGCCCCUGCCCGCGAAGCUGGUCGUGUACGUGUUUCUGGCGGCGGGGCUCAAGUGCAUGUGUGCGUCUGUGUUCUGGCACACGUUCAACGGGACGUGCUGCCUGCAGCUGCGCAGCCGGUUUGCGUGCGUGGACUACACGGGGAUCACCGUGCUGAUCACGGCGUCGGUGCUGACGACCGAGUUUGCCACGAGCUACGAGUCGCGGUGGUCGCUGUGCUGCUACCUUGCGGCGUCUUCUGUGCUCGGCGCGCUCGGAGUGGUGAUGAACUGGUCGCCCAAGUUCGACCGGCCCGAGGCGCGGCCGCUGCGGAUCAAGUUCUUUGUACUGCUGGCCGCGAUGGGCGCGCUGUCGUUUGUGCAGCUGGUUGUACGCACGAGCUGGCGGCACGCGGCGCGGCUGAUCGCGCCCGUGACGACCAAGUCGGUCGUGUGGUAUCUGAUCGGGGUGUUUUUCUACGGGUCGUUCAUCCCGGAACGGUUCAGAAGCGACGUGGUGGUCGACGCGGCGAUACCGACCGAGCUGGAGCUGUCGACUAACGUCGAGAUCGUGACGAAGCACAGACAUGUGCAUUUCCGGGAGCGGCCGACGGAGGGGCCGUACAAGAAGCGGUGCUUGCGGUCGCUGUGGUGGGUAGACUAUUUUGGCUGCUCGCACAGUCUGUGGCAUCUGUUUGUAGUUCUCGGGGUCGUUGGCCAUUACACUGCGAUCCUGGAGAUGUUUGGCAAGCGGUGGAUCGCGCAAGACAUUAUUUAA
Messenger RNA from Torulaspora globosa, 1641 nucleotides. It is a transcript of the gene IZH3, whose product is annotated as Izh3p. The record is from RefSeq and is a predicted model, not a curated record. The coding region runs from base 1 to 1641 and encodes 546 amino acids. NCBI's taxonomy places the organism in Eukaryota, Fungi, Ascomycota, Saccharomycetes, Saccharomycetales, Saccharomycetaceae. The transcript has a single exon. Gene Ontology annotation, cellular component: membrane. Gene Ontology annotation, molecular function: signaling receptor activity.